Messenger RNA from Arabidopsis thaliana (thale cress), 1115 nucleotides. RefSeq names its product germin-like protein 4 (gene GLP4). Lineage: Eukaryota; Viridiplantae; Streptophyta; Magnoliopsida; Brassicales; Brassicaceae. The transcript has a single exon. The coding region runs from base 247 to 909 and encodes 220 amino acids. The record is from RefSeq and is marked reviewed. Gene Ontology annotation, cellular component: apoplast. Gene Ontology annotation, molecular function: manganese ion binding.
UGCUUAGUACUUGUAUUUUCUAUUGCUUGCUUCUUACGACAAAAUCAAUAAGAAGUUUUAGAAAACAGAGUAAAAUUGUAAAACAUAACAUAAAACUUGAAAAUUAUCUCAGCUUUCUCCAACUUUUAUUGUUUUCUUACAAAACAAAACCUAGAAUGAGUCAAAAUACAAUUUUCCGAAGACCAGAAUAACCACUAUAUAUCUACAAUACAGAGAUGCUAUGUUUCAUCAUUCUCAUCAAAAGCUAUGGCUACUCUCCAAAUACCUUCUGCUCUUUUAAGAUCUUUCCUUCUUAUGUUUUGUCUCUUUGUAAUCCCAUCUCUCUCAUCUGAUUCUGAUCCUUUACAAGACUUCUGCGUUGGCGAUCUCAAAGCUUCUGCUUCCAUCAAUGGCUUUCCAUGCAAAUCAGCCGUUUCUGCUUCUGACUUCUUCUACUCCGGUUUAGGUGGCCCCUUAGACACGUCAAACCCUAACGGAGUAACCGUUGCUCCCGCCAACGUCUUAACCUUCCCGGGUCUAAACACUUUAGGAAUCUCGAUGAAUAACGUUGAGCUAGCUCCAGGAGGUGUAAAUCCGCCUCACUUGCACCCGCGUGCAACCGAAGUAGGAACUGUGAUCGAAGGCUCGGUGUUUGUCGGAUUCUUGAGUACCAACAACACUUUGUUCUCAAAAGUUUUGAAUGCAGGAGAGGCGUUUGUUAUCCCUAGAGGAUUGGUUCAUUUCCAAUGGAACGUUGGCCAAGUGAAAGCGCGAAUGAUAACCGCUUUUAACAGCCAGCUCCCAGGAGCAGUUGUUUUGCCUAGUACUCUGUUCGGCUCGAAACCUGAGAUUCCAAACGCAGUCCUGACCAGAGCGUUUAGGACUGAUGAUACAACUGUGCAGAAUCUCAAGUCCAAGUUUGCUGUUUGAAUCUUUUUAUUUAUGUUUUCUAAAAUAAUUUUUCACAAUAAGCUUUAUAGCAAUAUUGGUAUACACUUGUCUCUGUAAUAAUCGGUAUGAAUAUUCGAAACAAAACAAUAAUAAGAUUGAUCUCUUUCUCUCUCUUUUUUUUUUUUUUUUUAAUUAUAUCCUUCUCGUGUAUAUUUUAUUUGGUAGCCACUGAAAUUGAUUUAAAG